AUGGUGUUCAUGUGUUGGCCACUUGUGACCCAGAAAUGCGACGAAUCAUCCAAAGUGACAUGCAAACACAUAAAAAAGCGCUCCAUACAGACGAGAUGUCCCAACGAUGUGUGGAUACAAAUGAACAUUCCACACGAGAGCGAUUGCGAUAAAUAUUACAGAUGUUUCCACGGGAAUCGAAUCUUAAUGUCCUGUUUUAAUGGGGCGCAUUAUAACCCAAAAACUCAGAGUUGUGACACGCCGGAGAAUGCUGGUUGCGCUGACGGGGAAAUUAUUGAGGAUUGUCCAGCGAACACCUUUAUCCCAAUCUUCUUACCUCAUGAUACUGACUGUAACAAGUAUUAUAGAUGCUUUAGAGGUAACAAACAAGUCCAAAGGUGUGGUCACGGACAGCAUUUUAAUGCGAAAACCCAGCUCUGCGAUACAAUAGCAAACGCUGGCUGUCAAGAGGAAUCGAACACGCCGAAUGGAUGCUCAAAGGAUGGACUAUUUCUACCACACGAACAGUGUGAUAAAUAUUAUAAAUGUGUUCACGGGAAUAAAAUAUUAAUGCCUUGUCCAACUGGGAUGCACUUUAGUUUCGAGUUACAGCGAUGUGAUUGGCCAAACAUAGCGAAAUGCGAGCCAACACAAACACCAACAACAACAACGACUACAACAACAACAACGACGACGACGACACCAAAACCGGAAUCAACACCCAGACCGGGAUACUUUCCUAACGGAUGUCCUAUAGACUAUAGAAUUGAACAGUUGUUACCUCAUCCGGAUUGUACGAAGUUUUAUCAGUGCGUGCAUGGUUUUAAACAAGAAAUGCCAUGUCCAGGAGGAACGCACUUCAGUUUUCAUUUGCAGAGAUGUGAUUGGCCCAGUAUAGCGAAGUGUGUUCCGGGUACAACAACCACAACUCAACGCCCAAUAACAACAACUCGCCAACCAAUAACAACUACUCGUCGACCGACGACAACAACAACAACACCAACAACUAAAUCACCUAUUAGUACCCCAAGGCCUGGAUAUUUCCCCAAUGGAUGUCCUAUAGAUUACAGAAUGGAACAGCUAUUACCUCAUCCGGACUGUGGCAAAUACUAUCAAUGUGUACACGGUUUUAAACAAGAAAUGCCGUGCUAUCAUGGUUUACACUUUAGUUACGAGUUACAGAGAUGUGAAUGGCCAAAUAUAGCAAAAUGUGUGCCUGGUGGAACAACAACUACGCGAUUACCAACAACGACAACAAUGAAAUUACCAUCAACAACAUCUACGACAACCACAACCACGACAACUAAACCAGUAUCAACGCCAAGGCCAGGUUAUUUUCCCAAUGGAUGUCCCGUCGACUACAGAAUCGAACAAUUGUUACCUCAUCCUGACUGCACUAAAUACUAUCAGUGCGUGCAUGGAUUUAAACAAGAAAUGCCAUGUCCAGGAGGAACACACUUUAGUUUUGAACUGCAGAGAUGUGAUUGGCCAAAUAUUGCUAAUUGUAAGCCUGGAGCUUCAACUUCAUCGCCAACAACAACAACUACAACGCCCAGUACAACAACAUCAACACCAAGGCCAACAACAACAACGCCGAGCUUAACAACAACGACAAAGCCAGAAUAUUUACCAAAUGGUUGUCCUAAGGACUUUUCAGUCCAUUUGUUGUUACCACAUGAGUACGAUUGCACGAAAUUCUAUUAUUGCAAUUUUGGGGAGAAGGUUGAGCGGCAAUGUAAUUCGAAUUUAUACUUCGAUCCAAUUUUGCAGGUAUGUAACUGGCCGUCAGCAGUUGAUUGUAAGCCAAGCACGCCUCCACCAAGUACAACUAUAAAAGACCCCAAAACAACAACCUCUGAGGUAACCACUCCAGUUGCUACUACUCCUGAUAUCACAGUAAGUCCAGAAGUCUCUACACCGGACUCAACUACGCCUGAAGCAACAUCAACAGAGGCUACCACGGCUGAAGACACAACCUUAGAGCAAACUACACCUGAAGCUACAACCCCAGAAGCUACCACGGCUGAAGACACAACAUUAGAGCCAACUACACCUGCAGCAACAACACCAGAGGAUACCACGGCUGAAGACACAACAUUAGAGCCAACUACACCUGAAGCUACAACCCCAGAAGCUACCACUGCUGAAGACACAACAUUAGAGCCAACUACACCUGCAGCAACAACACCAGAGGCUACCACGGCUGAAGACACAACAUUAGAGCCAACUACACCUGAAGCUACAACCCCAGAAGCUACCACUGCUGAAGACACAACAUUAGAGCCAACUACACCUGCAGCAACAACACCAGAGGCUACCACGGCUGAAGACACAACAUUCGAGCCAACUACACCUGAAGCUACAACCCCAGAAGCUACCACGGCUGAAGACAUAACAUUGGAGCCAACUAAGCCUGCAGCAACAACCCCAGAAGCUACCACAGCUGAUGAUCCAACACCAGAAGCAACUACGCCUGCAGCAACAACACCAGAGGCUACCACGGCUGAAGACACAACACUAGAGCCAACUACGCCUGCAGCAACAACACCAGAGGCUACCACGGCUGAAGACACAACAUUGGAGCCAACUACACCUGCAGCAACAACACCAGAGGCUACUACGGUUGAAGACACAACAUUAGAGCCAACUACACCUAAAGCUACAACCCCAGAAACUACCACUGCUGAAGACACAACAUUAAGGCCAACAACGAUUGCAGCAACAACACCAGAGGCUACCACGGCUGAAGACACAACAGUGGAGCCAACUACGCCUGCAGCAACAACACCAGAGGCUACUACGGCUGAAGACACAACACCAGAUGCAACUACGCCUGCAGCAACAACACCAGAGGCUACCACGGCUGAAGACACAACAUUAGAGCCAACUUCGCCUGAAGCAACAACACCAGAGGCUACUACGGUUGAAGACACAACAUUAGAGCCAACUACACCUAAAGCUACAACCCCAGAAACUACCACUGCUGAAGUCACAACAUUAGAGCCAACUACACCUGAAGCUACAACCCCAGAAGCUACCACUGCUGAAGACACAACAUUAGAGCCAACUACACCUGCAGCAACAACACCAGAGGCUACCACGGCUGAAGACACAACACUAGAGCCAACUACGCCUGCAGCAACAACACCAGAGGCUACCACGGCUGAAGACACAACAUUCGAGCCAACUACACCUGAAGCUACAACCCCAGAAGCUACCACGGCUGAAGACAUAACAUUGGAGCCAACUACGCCUGCAGCAACAACCCCAGAAGCUACCACAGCUGAUGAUCCAACACCAGAAGCAACUACGCCUGCAGCAACAACACCAGAGGCUACCACGGCUAAAGACACAACAUUAGAGCCAACUACGCCUAAAGCAACAACACCAGAGGCUACCACGGCUGAAGACACAACAUUAGAGCCAACUACACCUAAAGCUACAACCCCAGAAACUACCACUGCUGAAGUCACAACAUUAGAGCCAACUACGCCUGAAGCUACAACCCCAGAAGCUACCACGGCUGAAGACAUAACAUUGGAGCCAACUACGCCUGCAGCAACAACCCCAGAAGCUACCACAGCUGAUGAUCCAACACCAGAAGCAACUACGCCUGCAGCAACAACACCAGAGGCUACCACGGCUGAAGACACAACAUUCGAGCCAACUACACCUGAAGCUACAACCCCAGAAGCUACCACGGCUGAAGACACAACAUUAGAGCCAACUACACCUAAAGCUACAACCCCAGAAACUACCACUGCUGAAGUCACAACAUUAGAGCCAACUACGCCUGCAGCAACAACACCAGAGGCUACCACGGCUGAAGACACAACAGUGGAGCCAACUACGCCUGCAGCAACAACACCAGAGGCUACCACGGCUAAAGACACAACAUUAGAGCCAACUACGCCUAAAGCAACAACACCAGAGGCUACCACGGCUGAAGACACAACACUAGAGCCAACUACGCCUGCAGCAACAACACCAGAGGCUACCACGGCUGAAGACACAACAUUCGAGCCAACUACACCUGAAGCUACAACCCCAGAAGCUACCACGGCUGAAGACAUAACAUUGGAGCCAACUACGCCUGCAGCAACAACCCCAGAAGCUACCACAGCUGAUGAUCCAACACCAGAAGCAACUACGCCUGCAGCAACAACACCAGAGGCUACCACGGCUGAAGACACAACACUAGAGCCAACUACGCCUGCAGCAACAACACCAGAGGCUACCACGGCUGAAGACACAACAUUAGAGCCAACUACACCUAAAGCUACAACCCCAGAAACUACCACUGCUGAAGUCACAACAUUAGAGCCAACUACGCCUGCAGCAACAACACCAGAGGCUACCACGGCUGAAGACACAACAGUGGAGCCAACUACGCCUGCAGCAACAACCCCAGAUGCUACAACAGCUGAUGAUCCAACACCAGAAGCAACUACGCCUGCAGCAACAACAUCAGAGGCUACCACGGCUGAAGACACAACAGUGGAGCCAACUACGCCUGCAGCAACAACCCCAGAUGCUACCACAGCUGAUGAUCCAACACCAGAAGCAACUACGCCUGCAGCAACAACAUCAGAGGCUACCACGCCUGCAGCAACAACACCAGAGGCUACCACGGCUGAUGAUCCAACACCAGAAGCAACUACGCCUGCAGCAACAACACCAGAGGCUACCACGGCUGAAGACACAACACUAGAGCCAACUACGCCUGCAGCAACAACACCAGAGGCUACCACGGCUGAAGACACAACAUUCGAGCCAACUACACCUGAAGCUACAACCCCAGAAGCUACCACAGCUGAUGAUCCAACACCAGAAGCAACUACGCCUGCAGCAACAACACCAGAGGCUACCACGGCUGAAGACACAACACUAGAGCCAACUACGCCUGCAGCAACAACACCAGAGGCUACCACGGCUGAAGACACAACAUUAGAGCCAACUACGCCUGCAGCAACAACCCCAGAAGCUACCACAGCUGAUGAUCCAACACCAGAAGCAACUACGCCUGCAGCAACAACACCAGAGGCUACCACGGCUGAAGACACAACACUAGAGCCAACUACGCCUGCAGCAACAACACCAGAGGCUACCACGGCUGAAGACACAACAUUCGAGCCAACUACACCUGAAGCUACAACCCCAGAAGCUACCACAGCUGAUGAUCCAACACCAGAAGCAACUACGCCUGCAGCAACAACACCAGAGGCUACCACGGCUGAAGACACAACACUAAUGCCAACUACGCCUGCAGCAACAACACCAGAGGCUACCACGGCUGAAGACACAACAUUAGAGCCAACUACGCCUGCAGCAACAACCACAGAAGCUACCACGGCUGAAGACACAACAUUAGAGCCAACUACGCCUGCAGCAACAACCACAGAAGCUACCACAGCUGAUGAUCCAACAGCAGAAGCAACUACGCCUGCAGCAACAACACCAGAGGCUACCACGGCUGAAGACACAACAUUCGAGCCAACUACACCUGAAGCUACAACCCCAGAAGCUACCACGGCUGAAGACACAACAUUAGAGCCAAUUACACCUGAAACUACAACCCCAGAAGCUACCACAGCUGAUGAUCCAACACCAGAAGCAACUACGCCUGCAGCAACAACACCAGAGGCUACCACGGCUAAAGACACAACAUUAGAGCCAACUACGCCUAAAGCAACAACACCAGAGGCUACCACGGCUGAAGACACAACACUAGAGCCAACUACGCCUGCAGCAACAACACCAGAGGCUACCACGGCUGAAGACACAACAUUCGAGCCAACUACACCUGAAGCUACAACCCCAGAAGCUACCACGGCUGAAGACAUAACAUUGGAGCCAACUACGCCUGCAGCAACAACCCCAGAAGCUACCACAGCUGAUGAUCCAACACCAGAAGCAACUACGCCUGCAGCAACAACACCAGAGGCUACCACGGCUAAAGACACAACAUUAGAGCCAACUACGCCUGAAGCAACAACACCAGAGGCUACCACGGCUGAAGACACAACACUAGAGCCAACUACGCCUGCAGCAACAACACCAGAGGCUACCACGGCUGAAGACACAACAUUCGAGCCAACUACACCUGAAGCUACAACCCCAGAAGCUACCACGGCUGAAGACAUAACAUUGGAGCCAACUACGCCUGCAGCAACAACCCCAGAAGCUACCACAGCUGAUGAUCCAACACCAGAAGCAACUACGCCUGCAGCAACAACACCAGAGGCUACCACGGCUGAAGACACAACAUUCGAGCCAACUACACCUGAAGCUACAACCCCAGAAGCUACCACGGCUGAUGAUCCAACACCAGAAGCAACUACGCCUGCAGCAACAACACCAGAGGCUACCACGGCUGAAGACACAACAUUAGAGCCAACUACGCCUGAAGCAACAACACCUCUGGCUACCACGGCUGAAGACACAACAUUAGAGCCAACUACGCCUGCAGCAACAACACCAGAGGCUACCACGGCUGAAGACACAAUAUUAGAGCCAACUACGCCUGCAGCAACAACACCAGAGGCUACCACGGCGGAAGACACAACAUUAGAGCCAACUACGCCUGAAGCAACAACACCAGAGGCUACCACGGCUGAAGACACAACAUUAGAGCCAAUUACACCUGAAACUACAACCCCAGAAGCUACCACAGCUGAUGAUCCAACACCAGAAGCAACUACGCCUGCAGCAACAACACCAGAGGCUACCACGGCUGAAGACACAACACUAGAGCCAACUACACCUGAAGCUACAACCCCAGAAGCUACCACGGCUGAAGACACAACAUUAGAGCCAACUACGCCUGAAGCAACAACACCAUUGGCUACCACGGCUGAAGACACAACAUUAGAGCCAACUAAGCCUGCAGCAACAACCCCAGAAGCUACCACAGCUGAUGAUCCAACACCAGAAGCAACUACGCCUGCAGCAACAACACCAGAGGCUACCACGGCUGAAGACACAACACUAGAGCCAACUACGCCUGCAGCAACAACACCAGAGGCUACCACGGCUGAAGACACAACAUUCGAGCCAACUACACCUGAAGCUACAACCCCAGAAGCUACCACGGCUGAAGACAUAACAUUGGAGCCAACUACGCCUGCAGCAACAACCCCAGAAGCUACCACAGCUGAUGAUCCAACACCAGAAGCAACUACGCCUGCAGCAACAACACCAGAGGCUACCACGGCUGAAGACACAACAUUAGAGCCAAUGACACCUGAAACUACAACAUCAGAAGCUACCACAGCUGAUGAUCCAACACCAGAAGCAACUACGCCUGCAGCAACAACACCAGAGGCUACCACGGCUGAAGACACAACAUUAGAGCCAACUACGCCUGCAGCAACAACACCAGAGGCUACCACGGCGGAAGACACAACAUUAGAGCCAACUACGCCUGAAGCAACAACACCAGAGGCUACCACGGCUGAAGACACAACAUUAGAGCCAAUUAUACCUGAAACUACAACCCCAGAAGCUACCACAGCUGAUGAUCCAACACCAGAAGCAACUACGCCUGCUGCAACAACACCAGAGGCUACCACGGCUGAAGACACAACACUAGAGCCAACUACGCCUGCAGCAACAACACCAGCGGCUACCACGGCUGAAGACACAACAUUGGAGCCAACCACGCCUGCAGCAACAACACCAGAGGCUACCACGGCUGAAGACACAACAUUCGAGCCAACUACGCCUGCAGCAACAACACCAGAGGCUACCACGGCUGAAGACACAACACUAGAGCCAACUACGCCUGCAGCAACAACACCAGAGGCUACCACGGCUGAAGACAUAACAUUGGAGCCAACUACAUCUGACGCAACAACACCAGAAGCAACUACACCUGAAGCUAGAACGACACCAAGUUCCCCAUCACCUGCACCAAUUUGUCCUCCAGGCGUUUUCGGCAAUGUACCUCAUCCCGUUUUGUGUGACUACUAUUACAAUUGCAUUGGAGGAAUGGAGGUCUUAUUGAGAUGUUUAGAAGGCUUUGAGUACGAUCACAGUAUUCGGAGCUGCACACGUAUUUCCGAAAAUGGAUGUUUUGCAAGAAAAAAUACCACAACAACAACAGACAACCAGGUUACAGACACAACAACGGAAGAUAUUGAAUCAACAACAUACAGAGACAACAUUUGUCCACCAGGUUAUUCAGGCACUUUGCCACACUCAACACUUUGCAGUGCAUAUUAUCGUUGUGAAGAGGGCGAAGCGAUACUGAAGAACUGCGCGAAAGGAUUCGAGUACGAUGCCGAAAUUAUGAAUUGCGUCCGCAUAUCUAGCACGGGUUGUUUCGCAACACGAUACAACUUAACAACAACGACGACACCAACUCCAACAACAACCGAAAACAACAAAGACAAACCAAUUUGUCCACCGAACUACUCAGGAAAUGUUCCCCACGAAACGAAAUGCGAUUCUUACUAUACUUGCUUUAGUGGUUCAAAGUUUUUGAUGCAGUGUCCCAACGGUUUUGAAUUUGAUCCGACUACAAAAAACUGCGUCCGAAUCUCGAACACUGGUUGUUUCGCAACACGAUACAAUUUGACAACAACGACAACGACAACGACACCAACUACAACAACAACCGAAAACAACAAAGUCAAAUCAAUAUGUCCACCGAACUUCUCAGGAAAUGUACCCCACAAAACGAAGUGCGAUUCUUUCUAUACUUGCUUCAGUGGUUCGGAGUUUUUGAUGCAGUGUCCCAACGGAUUUGAGUUUGAUCCGAAUACAAAAAAUUGCGUCCGAGUUUCGAACACUGGUUGUUUUGCAACACGAUACAACUUAACAACAACAUCGACAUCAACUACAACCGAAAACAACAAAAUCAGACCAAUAUGUCCACCGGCUUUCUCAGGAAAUCUUCCCCACAGAACGAAAUGCGAUUAUUACUAUACUUGCUUUAGUGGUUCGGAGUUUUUGAUGCAAUGCCCCAACGGAUUUGAAUUUGAUCCCACAACCAACGAAUGUGUAAGGAUAUCGUCGAGUGGAUGUUUCGCGCGGCAAAAUGAUCCAGAAAACAUCUGCAUGCCAGGUGAAUCAGGACACGUGCCACACCCCGAACUGUGUGAUACGUUCUACCUUUGUGCCAUGGGUGAACCCUUGAGACUACACUGCAGCAGAGGAUUCGAAUUCUCUGAAGCAAAUGGGCAAUGCGUGGCGAUAUCUGAUGAUGGAUGCUUUGCGAAAGUGAAACAAUCAAAGAAGAUGCCAAUUUGCUCACCAGCUCAAGUUGGUAACAUACCACAUCAUACAAGAUGCGAUGCGUACUACAGCUGUAUGGCUGGUGAAGCCACAGAGGUAUUAUGUGAAGAAGGAUUUGAAUUCGACCCAGAAACUAAGCAAUGCGCGCUCAUUUCGGAGAAUGGCUGCACGGCUCGCAAGUAG
Messenger RNA from Pieris macdunnoughi, 9399 nucleotides. The record is from the annotation of a GenBank genome assembly. Lineage: Eukaryota; Metazoa; Arthropoda; Insecta; Lepidoptera; Pieridae.